This is a messenger RNA of Acanthochromis polyacanthus (spiny chromis), 4905 nucleotides long. It is a transcript of the gene cdk5, whose product is annotated as cyclin-dependent kinase 5. The record is from RefSeq and is a predicted model, not a curated record. The transcript has 12 exons. Lineage: Eukaryota; Metazoa; Chordata; Actinopteri; Pomacentridae. Gene Ontology annotation, cellular component: nucleus; cytoplasm. Bases 164 to 1042 code for a protein of 292 amino acids. Gene Ontology annotation, molecular function: ATP binding; cyclin-dependent protein serine/threonine kinase activity. Gene Ontology annotation, biological process: neuron apoptotic process; protein phosphorylation; axonogenesis.
UAGAUGACCAACAAGACAAGCUUGACUGCAAACCGAACAGCAGUAGCAAGUGCAGACUGACUUAAAGCUAACGUCAGCUAUACGAAUAUUAUUCACCCCAAUUUGGGGGCUUUGUCAGUCCUUGCUUAGCUAGCUUGUUCAAGGCUGACUUCACUGGCCAAACAUGCAGAAAUAUGAAAAGCUUGAAAAAAUCGGAGAGGGGACUUAUGGGACCGUGUUCAAGGCUAAAAACAGAGAAACCCACGAAAUUGUGGCUUUGAAAAGGGUCAGGUUGGACGACGAUGAUGAGGGAGUACCAAGUUCUGCUCUGAGGGAAAUCUGUCUUCUGAAGGAACUAAAGCAUAAAAACAUAGUCAGACUACACGAUGUUUUGCACAGUGACAAGAAGUUAACCUUGGUUUUUGAAUACUGUGAUCAGGAUUUGAAGAAGUAUUUUGACAGCUGCAAUGGGGAUCUAGAUCCUGAAACUGUGAAGUCGUUCAUGUACCAGCUGUUGAAAGGCCUCGCUUUCUGUCACAGUCGAAACGUUCUUCAUAGAGAUCUGAAGCCGCAGAAUCUCCUCAUCAACAGAAAUGGAGAGUUAAAGCUGGCUGACUUUGGGUUGGCUCGAGCUUUUGGCAUUCCUGUGAGGUGUUACUCAGCAGAGGUGGUGACAUUGUGGUACCGGCCUCCAGAUGUGCUGUUUGGUGCUAAACUUUAUUCUACCUCUAUCGACAUGUGGUCUGCUGGUUGCAUAUUUGCAGAGCUGGCUAAUGCAGGAAGGCCUUUAUUCCCUGGCAACGAUGUGGAUGACCAGUUGAAAAGAAUCUUCAGAUUGUUGGGUACACCAACUGAAGAACAGUGGCAGACAAUGACAAAACUCCCAGAUUACAAGCCAUAUCCCAUGUAUCCAGCCACCACCUCACUGGUGAAUGUGGUCCCCAAACUAAGUAGCACGGGACGGGAUCUACUUCAGAACCUGUUGAAAUGUAAUCCUGUCCAGAGGAUCUCUGCAGAAGAGGCCUUGCAGCACCCUUACUUUGCUGAUUUCUGCCCACCAUAAAUGCAAAAUUGCCUCUCACUGAACUUCAGCCACCAAAAUCAAUCAUCCUUCACUCUGUUGGGUCAUUAGGACCGGUCCCAACAAGGCAAAUCCCUCGCCGGUUUUCAAACACUCCCCUGCAGUUCAUUCUGUUGUGCCUCUGUGUGGAACAAAGCCCUCGUGGCUCUGCAAAGGUUUUAGGUUCUUUUAAGCCGAGAGCCUGUUUAGUUUGGUACAUCCAUGCCUCCCAGUUAAUUAGCACAAAUUCAGGAGGGUGUAUUGAAUACAUUUUCUUCCUGUGGAAAUGUUUUUUUUUUAACAAAAAGCCCCUCUGCUCCAAAAAUGAUCAAAUAAACAUGUUCUGAUUUAUUUCUGACUUUUAAACAGUUUAUUGUGAAGGAGACACGCUCUAAGAAUCUGUGGUAAUCUCAUUUGGUGGAUUAAUGUUGAGCACCUAAAAUGCGUAAUAUACCACUUUCUCAGACAGCCUUUCGAAAAUUACGUCCUUGUUUUGAUGUUUUGCAAAGCAGUUUUACCCACUAGAAUCCGUUUUUACAAGUCUUAUCAUUUGUGGAAAGAAAAACGGGAAACACGAUGACAUCGAUCAACACAAAGCUUAUAGAAACACUUCUGAUGGGAAUCACUUAUUUUAUUGAGGAGUUGGGGCAAACACGUAAUUAUGGCACGUUUCUAAAUUCAUAAUCUAAAAAUAUGUUUGGCUUUUCUGCUCUGCCUUUUGUUACCUAAUAGCUGUCAUAAACACAGUUACUGAGAACUUUGAUAAGUUAAUAUUAACAAAUCCAAAGUAGUUAUCCACAGGUUCCUGGGGCAGCUAAUGUUAAUAUUUACCAGAGGUUUAGAUAAAUUGACCUGCCGGUUAAUAGUCACAAGUAAGCGCUUCAUUUGAAAAUUGCAAAGGUUUAAGUAAACUUUCCCCGCUCAUUUAUGAUAUUUUUGGAGCACAAGUAAAUUUCUUUUGAAGGUUUCCUACAUAUAAUUGUCAUUUGGUACUAAUCACAAGAAAAAGGGAAUUACCUUUUGCUUUAUUUACAUACAAAAUUAAAUUAUAUUUUAUUCUUUGCACAAAUUCACAUCAUCUGUCUUUAGAUUAUACUGAGUGUUGAUCACAGUUUAUUCAUGGGAAAUGUACCAAACAAAUGGUGGUCCUAUUUUUUCCUGGGAUUUCUGUAAAAAUUACAAACUUAUUUCCUGGAAACAGCAAAAAGUCACGAGGCAAUUACAGACCAGAUUUUACUACUUAGACUCCACACUUCUGCUAUUUCAGAUGUUUCACAGACCAACUCUUUGUCCCACUGCCUAUUACAAGAUUGUACAAUAGCAUGGGAAGUUAAUUUAUCAUUUUCUUUUUCUCAGGCUUUUUAUUUCCCAUUUUGUAUUUGUCUUUUGUGCACUUUGUAACUGAUAGUUUUAUUUUGAAUUGUUUAGUUAUCAAUAUUAUUGAAUAUGUUUAACACUGACAGCCAGGAUUAUAGCCGGUUAUCAAUAAAUGGGCCAAUAUAUAUGUAUAUAUAUAUAUAUAUGUGUGUGUGUGUGUGGUAAUGACUAGUGGACCAUUAGUGACACAUCACUAUUUUUUGACAUCUUUGUCAUUAUUAUGCUAAUGACUUUUUGCUUUUCUAAAAUGCUUUUGUAAUAGUUAGACAAAAAAUCCAAAUAAUCCACUGUUAAUCUGUAUUUUCAUGAUUGUUUUGCACCAUUUGCUGUUUCCAUUUUGGUUACUCGGUCUAUUAACAUGGUUAACAGCUGGCAGUGUUGUUUUGCUCCGGACUGUUACAGUGCUACUUAUCCCAUAAAAAGCCAACAUAAUGAGCUGUGUUUGAAGUAGCUGUUUUGAUAGGGGAAGGAUUUAUUUUCAUUUUGCUUAUGUAAGACAAAAUAAUGGAUGCAUGUAUUUAUUAAUGAUGGAAUGUCUGCUCUCUCUUUUUUUUUUGUUUUUGCCUUUUUUAAAACUGUAGCACCACUUCAUUUGGUACAGCAACUCUUUGAAUGAUUUAAGUAUACUCAGAUCUAAGGUGUUUAGCAGCCUCCUUUUAGGAUUUAAAAUGUUUGAAGGUAGUGUGUGUGGAUUAAGUUAUGUUGGAAAAAAAAAACAACACAAAAGCAUUUUCUCUUAGAAGUUCAUUGUCCUGUUGGGAUGACAGGACUUUACACAGCCUAAGGUUUCAUUUGGUGAGGAGUGGGUUUUGCACUUUGGCUGGUAUCUUUGCUUUUGCCGGUAGAAGUUGGGACAAAUGUUGUGAUCGUGUAUAUUUCUGAUAAGACGCAGUAUUCAGUAAAGUCAACAUAAACACGUGUUUUCUUUAAAAAUAAUUUGUAGCUUGCUUAUUCAGUCAUCUUAAUCUUUAUAGUAUAUUAGAAACAAUUCUUUGCGUCAUUUAUUUUAUACUCUGUAAUUAACAAAUCAGCCCACAGCAGGGCCCAUGUUGGAUGAGGAGACAUGGACAUAGUUUAAAUUUGAACAUCUGCAGCUCCAUUACAAUCAGUGGCAAAACAUAACUAAACACAUGCAUUACAUUACUGAACAACUGAGGUACUUUUACGAGCAUUAUAAAUGUUGUAUGCUACAAUAAAGGUUAGCUCCACUGCAUUUUCAAGGCAAAUUGCUAGAUGUUGUAGUGGAUGAAACUCCACCCUAAAAAUUUACACACAUUUGUAAUACAAUAAUGCAAUAUACAGUACCAGAACACUUGGGAAGGGGGGGGAUUCUGCAUCAUCAUUGACACUUGUUUGCUGAUUGUGUAUCUCCAAAAAGAUUUAAAUACAGGAAUUACUUGCAAUGAUCUACAUGUGUGGUUUCUUUAAGAUGAACUGCACAUACACUAGUGUUCAAAAGUUUGGGGUCACUUUGAAAUUUCCUUAUUUUUGAAAGAAAUGCAGAUUUUUUUCAGUGAAGACAACAUUAAUGAGAAAUACAGUCGAGACACUUAACGUGGUAAAUGACUAGCUGAUUUUUUUUGGAAUAUCUCCAUAGGGGUACAGAGGAACAUUUCCAGCAACCAUCACUCCUGUGUUCUAAUGCUACAUUGUGCUAGCUAAUCUUGUUGAAAGGCUAAUUGAUGAUUAGAAAACCUUACACAAUUAUGUUAGCAUAUGAAUGAAAGUGUGAGUUUUCAUGGAAAACAUGAAAUUGUCUGGGUGACCCCAAACUUUUGAGCAGUAGUGUAUGAAUAUUAGAAGUUGGUAACACUGCUGCUACUGACCAGAAUGCAUUGUACAUCACUAAAGUGUCAACAUUCGAUACACAAGCAUUACUUUUGUCUAGCUACGGGUUAACCAAUUCACAACUUUUUGAUUGUGGUGUAUUAUAAAGUUAUGCAGACUUUAAAUUAUUUGAGUUCAUAGAUUGUUUCCAUCCAUGUUUGCAGUCUGCUUCACUUCCUCUUUUCUUACUAUUGAUCGGUCCAACAGAAAAUCUGGCAGAAUAAUAGAAAUGUGGAGCAGCAAUGAGAAAUACACCUGUGUUUUUGUGUGUUUCAGAAAUCAAGAUAUUGAAUUACAUAAAGUGGUUUACAAUGCAUGAUUUCUCUAGUACAGUUGAAAAAUGGAACUCGUACUAUUGUCUCAACUUGAUUGAAAUCCCUUGAAUGGAAAUGUUACUCCCCCAUUCAAACAGCAUAGAAACAUUGCUCGAUAUAACUACUAACAGUCAAAAACUCAACAAGAUUCCUUUAAGGGAAGAAUAAGUAACACUUUUGAACUGCUUCUAAAUGAUGAGAUUUAUUUAGUCAGCUAUUGUUUCCCAGAUUAAGCAUGAACUUUUAAUCUCUAGCUGUGAUCAAUGACUCCAGUAACCGUGCUUGACUUUUAAUCCAACAUCACUGUAAAGUUUGCCAGGUUUGAUUAAACUGUUUGCUGCCUUUAAA